AUGCGGGAGGAGGCGAUCCAUGAUGGGGUGGACGUGAUCAAUCUCUCCCUCGGCUCGCAGGUGAACACCACGUUCGACAAAGACCCCAUCGCCAUUGCCGCGUUCAACGCGAUGGCCAAGGGGAUCGUGGUGGUGACUGCGGGUGGCAACCACGGCCCCGAGCCGUCUACGGUGCUAAACGACGCGCCGUGGUUGCUCACGGUGGGCGCCGGCUCGGUGGACCGGCGCUUCGACGCCGAGGUGGAGUACGGAACAACCGUCGUGGGCGGGGAGGCACUUGUCCAGGAUCCUGCAUCGGAGGGUCUGCGUCCUCUCGUCUACAACGACGACGACUGCUUCCGUUUCGAGGCCAACAACAUCGCCACCAAGAACAAGAUGGUGAUCUGCAAGGCCGUUCGGGACAGUGAGAUGCAAGCAUCCAUCAUCAGAAGUCUCGAGCUCUCGGGGGCGACGGGCGUGUUGCUGAUCGAGGACGGGGUCCUUGGCUACACCACGCCGCUGAGGGACUACCACAGCUACAACGUGAUCCAGAUAAACAGCUUCGAAGGGCGCGACCUCACGGAUUACGCCAAGACUCUGAAUCCCUCGGCCAGUGUAUUCUUCAAUGGCGCUGUGCUAGGUGUCGAACAUUCCCCUGCCGUCGCAUCAUUCUCUUCCAGGGGCCCGAGCCGUAUCAGCCGGGGCCUGCUGAAGCCAGACGUCCUUGCUCCGGGGCUGAACAUCCUCGUCGCGUCUGCUGCCGGGUGGUCGGACAGCCGGUCUUCCAAGUUCAAGGUCAUGUCCGACACCUCAAUGGCAGCGCCGCACGUCGCCGGCGUGGUGGCGCUUCUCAAGAGUGCCCAUCCUGACUGGUCUCCGGCUGCAAUAAAGUCAGCCAUCCUGACGACGGCGGAGACGCUGGACAACGGCGGCGGGCCCAUCCUGGACGAGCAGCACGACGACGCGGCGUGCUUCGCCAUGGGGCCUGGCCACGUCAAUGCCUCCAGGGCGACCGACCCCGGGCUGGUGUACGACCUCAGCGCCAGGGACUACGCAAGCUACAUCUGUGGCCUCCUUGGGGAGGAGGCGCUCAAGACCAUCACGCGUAACGCCAGCAAAACCUGCUCGGAGGUGGGGAGCAUCCCAGAAGCGUGGCUCAACUAUCCCAUAAUGGUGCCACUCAAGAAUACGCCGGUCACGGUGCCCCGGACCCUUACCAACGUCGGCCCGGCGGAGACCUACACGGUGACGGUGCAUGGGCCGUCCUGGAUGGACAUCAGGGUGUCCCCUGAUACUCUGGUGUUCUCUGAGCCCGGGGAGAAGAAGGCAGUAAACGUGACCGUGACGGUGAAUGGCGGGGAUCUCAAGGGGACAGCUGAUGGCGAUUUCGUCGAAGGCAGCCUGAUCUGGGUGUCCAACAACCAUCUUGUUCGGAGCCCAAUUGUCGCCGUUAUAGGCCUUCCCGACCAUGGUCUCUGAACCAUGAGCAAGC
This is a messenger RNA of Setaria italica (foxtail millet), 1471 nucleotides long. Its product is annotated as subtilisin-like protease SBT1.8. Gene Ontology annotation, molecular function: serine-type endopeptidase activity. The record is from RefSeq and is a predicted model, not a curated record. Lineage: Eukaryota; Viridiplantae; Streptophyta; Magnoliopsida; Poales; Poaceae. Gene Ontology annotation, biological process: proteolysis.